AUCGAUUAAUGGCUCGUUUUGAUAGCUCGGCAUUGCCACCUACUAUAAUUCAUAGAUUCUCUCUCCAUUCUUCCCCUUCCCCUUCCCCCUCCCCCUUUUUCACUCGAGAAGAAGGAAAAGUAAAAACCUCUGCAAACACAUCACACAAAAGCACACAUUAAUGGGCAGUUGUUUCACAAUCAACAGGUGAUUCGUGGGGUCUGUGUUGAUUUCGAAUCAGAUCUCUAACAUCCUCUCAGUCGCUGUGAUAUCGAAUACGAUGCAGCCACAAUCACUAAAACUCACCAUCAAAUUGAAGAUUGACAAUUCUGGCAACAACUCUUCGCCAAAUGUUGACGGCCCGAGUAAUGUAGCCCGAGAACCCGAUGACUCGAGUAGUUUUAAUCCUCUGAACAACCCGUCAACGAACUCCAAAGAUGAAGAAGUGGAUUUAAGUUGUACAGACGUACGAGAAAAUCACUGCACAGAAGAUAAAGAGCAAAACGAAAUUUCUAAGUAUCAGCUGGUGGUUUAUGAUCCGAGUAUAAAUGGUUCUACUAAUGGAAGCGUUGAAACUAGUGCUUCUCGAGACUCCAUUGUUCGUCGGGCUUCAAGAGCUCAUCCGUUUGCAUCUGUGGGGGCCUUCACUGUUCAAUGCUCUAACUGUUUCAAGUGGAGGGUCCUCCCAACAAAGGAGAAGUAUGAGGAAAUAAGAGAGCAUAUUACUGAACAGCCUUUUUUUUGUGAAACGGGCCGCGAGUGGAGGCCCGAGAUUUCAUGUGAUGACCCGCCUGAUAUAACACAAGAUGGGAGUAGGCUUUGGGCGAUUGACAAACCGAACAUUGCUCAACCACCGCCAGGCUGGCAACGACUCCUGAGAAUCAGAGCUGAAGGAGGCUCCAAGUUUGCUGAUGUGUAUUAUGCUUCACCAUCGGGCAAGAAACUCCGAUCAAUGGUUGAAGUUCAAAGGUACCUUAAUGAGCACCCAGAGUACAUUAAAGAAGGGGUUAGCUUGUCUCGAUUUUCCUUCCAAACCCCAAAACCUUUGCGCGACAACUAUUUGCGAAAACGUCCUGCUCAAGAUGCACUUAAUAAUGAUACCGGUGCUAAUGGGAUUUCACAAGUUCAACCCAUAUCAUGGGUUGGUCCUGAAGUCGACAAGGACCUUCAGCUCAGUGGGCCCGGGCCCGACUAUUCAAAGUCUCGUGGUUCGAACCCUGAAUUUAGAUCGACAAAGAAGAAAGGCCUGAAAAGGGCCUUGUCUGAACAAAGUUGCAAUGCUGAUUUGGGUGAGUCUUGUGAGCUUUGAAUCUGGUGUUUGUUGUAGUUGCUCGAUAUCUUUGUAAUCGUUUGAAGCUUUUCGGCAAAUUUUGCAUUCUAUAGUCUGAUGUAGUCUUUUGUAUAAAUUAUGAUUUUGAAUCUGCUCUGAGUAUUGUUGUAUGUUGCAACUGUUGGAACCUACCUUCAUCUGUUGAGCUCCAUAUUCUUGUCUGAUACUUUCAGUACAUUAUAUGUAUUUUUAUAUCUACACAAA
Molecule: messenger RNA, 1513 nt
Organism: Striga asiatica
Lineage: Eukaryota; Viridiplantae; Streptophyta; Magnoliopsida; Lamiales; Orobanchaceae
Source: the annotation of a GenBank genome assembly